GGGUUUACUCUUUUGAACUGAUAACUGCCCUUCUACAAGAUUCUUUUACAGUACAGUUUGUUUCUAAAGUAGAAAAUUAGAACAGAAAAUAAGUUCUUAGUGUUGCAAAUAUUUUCAUGCAAGUUAAAUCUUAAAGAAAAGUGGCAUGUUGUCAACCGGUGUCUUUUUAGUUUUGCUCGGAAUUGUUUUCAAUUACUUUCUAUUUUACAGGGACUGGAUUCAUUGGAAUCAGGGAAGACUCUUGAAAGUGCGACCUGGACCAUGUAAAACAGUUGCAGAAGAUGGUGGUUCUGAAGAUCUUGUUUAUAUUGGCGAUGGAAUAUUCCUCAUAUCAACGGGGUUUCAAUUUGGGAAGCUGACUGGUGAUGUUGUUGCACUCGAUAUAAAUGCUAAACCUACACUAAUCACCCUUAACAAAACCAAUGUGCCAGAUUCAGAGCAACAUAUUCUAGCCUCGCCGCAUGGAAUGACAUCCUACAAAGAUCCAAACACUGGAAGAACUUUUCUGUAUGUGCUGACGCAUCCACCAUCUCAGGACAAAAUUCGUGUGUUUGAAGUGUUGUGGCCAUUACAAUUAAAAUACAUAAAGACCAUAACCGACCCAAGUUUUACUUACAUGAACGAUCUAGUGGCAGUUGAUGUUGACAAGUUCUACAUCACUAAGUACACUAUGUACCGUGACACAAAUAGUAUUCUAUUUGAACAUCUUUCCCAUCUAAGACAAGGCAAGAUCUUUUAUUAUGAUGGUAGGAAGGCAAGAGAAGUUUCCGCAGGAUAUUUCUUGCCGAAUGGAAUCAACAUAUCACCAGACAAAAGUAUGAUCUAUAUGGCGGAAUGGGGAGGCCAGAGGCUUUACGGAUUCAGACGUGACUCGACCAACAACCUUGUAAAAGCAUGGGAUAUAGAUAUGGGUACCGGUGUUGACAAUAUUGAGGUAGACGAGAAAGGAGAUCUUUGGAUAGGGUGCCAUCCAACUACGUGGAUGAUUGUGGAUUUCUUAAACAUAUUUGGCGUAACGCCUCCGUCUCAGGUGAUACGUGUGAAGAUAAGAGACUCUCUUGUUGACGAUGUCGAAGAAAUCUACAUGGAUGACGGUACAGAAUGCAGUGGUUCAACUGUAGCUAGUUACCAGAAAGAUAAACUUAUCAUUGGAACAGUCUACAAGCAGACCGUUGUCUGCAAUGUGAAAUAUCUUACAAAAUGAUGAUUAUAAUAAUAUAUUUUAUAGCAGGUGUGCCUAUAUAUAACCAACAUUAUUUAAAAAAAAACUAAAUUAUGUCUCCAUGUUUUAGUAGUGUUUUGAUGCAUAUUUGAGAAA
This is a messenger RNA of Ruditapes philippinarum (Manila clam), 1318 nucleotides long. RefSeq names its product serum paraoxonase/arylesterase 2-like. The transcript has 9 exons. Gene Ontology annotation, molecular function: arylesterase activity. The record is from RefSeq and is a predicted model, not a curated record. NCBI's taxonomy places the organism in Eukaryota, Metazoa, Mollusca, Bivalvia, Venerida, Veneridae. The coding region runs from base 146 to 1204 and encodes 352 amino acids.